Prunus mume (Japanese apricot) is the source of this 2708-nucleotide messenger RNA. NCBI's taxonomy places the organism in Eukaryota, Viridiplantae, Streptophyta, Magnoliopsida, Rosales, Rosaceae. The record is from RefSeq and is a predicted model, not a curated record.
UCUCUCUCUCCCCCAAAGUCUCAAUACACAAGACACAAAAAACACUCUUUUCUCUCUUUCUCUGUCUCAAACAUAACAUGAGCGGCGGUGGGGAGACUAGGGUUUCAAUCCCAAGCAAUGUAAAGGAGACGAUCCAGGACAUCAGAGAGAUCACCAAGAAGCAACACAGCGACGAUGAAAUCUACGCUGUGCUCAAGGAGUGCUCUAUGGAUCCCAACGAAACCGCUCAAAAGCUCUUGUAUUUAGAUACAUUUCAUGAAGUCAAAAGGAGAAAAGAUCGGAGAAAGGAGCUCUUGAAAGGUAGAGCAUCUGAAGAUUCUAGAAUGCCACCAGGCACACAGAGGCGAGUGUCUAGGGGUGGUGGCCAAGGGAAUUAUUCUUCCAGUAUCUCUUCUGAUGCUGGUGGUGGGAGGAAUGCUUCUGCUCGGAGGGAAAAUGGGGUCAAUCAUGUUGCAGAUAGAGGUUCUAUGCCCUCUUCUGUUAAGCCAGUUAUACAGAAAACGAAAAACAUUGCUGCAACUUCAAUGCCAAUAGCUUCAACUGGCACACCAAAUGGGGUCACAAACCUAUCAAAUGGGAGUUCUAUUCACAGUUCUGCCCCAAAAUCCCCUAUGGUUGUUGAUAACAAUGUUCGUGAAGGAGGUUCAGCUAUAGAUGUAAAGAAGUUGGGAGCUGCAGCAUCUCGCCCUGCCGCUGUGACAUCUACACCUACCUUUGGCUCACUGGAUCAUGAAAAGCCCGUGUCAAUACCUGAACAGCUCCCAAUUUCUGCCCCAACAGCAUCUGCUUCCUCUGUUUACUCCUCUGCUUCAGAUCCUGCUGUAUCAAAUCAUGUUCAAGAAAACAAAAAAGGCUCUGUAGAUGCUAUUGGCUUGGAGUCGUCCAAGAGUGUAAAAGGGGCCUCCAGAUCUGCUAAUUCUGUGGUGGUGGCUGAAAAGAAUUGGAAUAUUAAGCCUUCACAACCCCAUUUUUCCUCAAAUGAUGAUGGUUCCUUGGCCAAGCUGCCUUCUAAAAGUGUUAAACAGUCACAGUUAGAGUCUGCUGUUCCUCUGAAAGUGGUCACACUGGAGGUUGCAACCAACGCUGUUGAAGCUACUUCUCAAGUGCCUCGUGACUCGAGUCUCUCAGUUGCAAAACAUGUUACUUUUCCAAAUCAUAUCCAAGUCCCUGAAGCUUUGAAAAAUGUAUUGACCUUUGGAAGUAUUGAUGCUACUUUUGGACCGAGAGUAGACUCUGUUAAUGGUACUGGUGGUGAUAACUUCUCUAUUGGUGCUGUUGAAUCUUCUCAGGAUACUGAUGAAACCACUAAAGAACCUUCUCCUAGCAAUGAUAUUUUAUCCUCACGUGUGCAAGGAGAUUUUUCUGAGAAUCCACCAUCAAUACCUAACGUGCUCGAAAAGUCACCGCCUACAGAGGGUAAUGUCUCUUCAAGUACAGACUCAAAAAGUGAACUUCCAAAGCAGGAGUUGCAGUUGCCACCAGAAGGUCCACAGAACCAAACUGCUCUACAUGCCCCUAGCUAUAAUCUUGGGUUCUUUCCCCCCAUGCUAGGGAGCCAGCUUUUACAGGUGGAAGGGCAUGAUAAUCAGGCACAUGAAACACCCCGCCUUCCAAACUUUGUCGGUGGAAAUUCUGCUGCUGUGCCUAGCCCAAACUCAACUCCACCACUGCCAAGCUCCAUACCUGUCUCUCAGCAGUCAGUUCCGCUUUACAGGCAGUAUCCCCCUAAUUUCUACCCAUAUGGCCACUAUCUCUCUCCAUAUUAUAUGCCACCAAUACACCAGUUUUUAGGUCACAACGGCUUUCCUCCACAACCUUCAGCUGGGAACGUAUUUCUACCACCACCACCACCACCUGCGGCAGCUGCUGCUGGGGUUAAAUUCCCUCUUCCACAUUUCAAGGCUGGGGUGAAUGCUGGAAAUCCAACUCAAUAUAGUAAGCUCUGUUGCUUCAUCAUAUUAGUUACUGAAGGUUCAACUGUUUGGAUACAUGCUCCGGGACAAGAUAUGUCCAGCUUGCAAGUGAGCUCUAUGUACAACCUUCCUCAGGGGCCGCGUCUCACCUUCUCGCCCAUGCAGGCUGGGCAUGGUGGCAUGGCUGGAAUUUAUCCACCUGGGCAAACGAUUGCAUCUCCAACAUUUCUGCAACAGUCCCAGGCUGUGGCUGGAGCUGCUGAAACUAUAGGACCACAGUCUGCUGCUUAUCAGCAGCCUCAACAUACACAGAUGACUUGGAAUUAGAACUUUUGAUUUGGCAGAACUUUGCUGAGUGACGACACAGAAACACAUCUUCUGAGGAUCGAGUUAAACUGGGAAUCUGAUAUCUGGCAUGUUUUGAGUGUAAAUAUGAAAUGCUGCCCAGACAUUUUUGGAAUAUCAUCUUGACCAUCUGAAGUUGAAAGAAGAUAGGUUUGGGUUUUUCCAUGGUUCAUCUUUUAUUGUCUUUUGCUUUCCUCAUCUGUUCUGUAGCGCCUAGCCUCUUAGUAAUAUUUUUUUUUUCAAAAAGAAAAAUCUCUUGGUUGGAAAUGAGUAUUUAGCUUUGAAACUUAGUAAUUCCUUUAAGAUGUUAUAGGAGAAGUAAGAGAAGAGGAUGAUAGAGUAGGGGUGGGAUUUUCCAAUUUUUCCUUUCUGAUGUCUCACCUGUAUAUUAAUGAUAGCAAAGAAUGUCAUAUUAUACGGUUGUAAUUGGUCUAUGAGAAUUGGCUUCUC